GUGACUCUGUAAGCAGCUAAACGAAAGGCUGAAGCUGGAGUAUUCAUGGCUAAAUUGAAAGCUAACAAUACACAGGCAAAUUUUAUUGGGUGGGUUUUGCUGCCCUAAUGUGCAACAGUAAGAUAGAUACCUAUCAAUGACAGUGUGCUGAAGAGGCAUACCUCUCUCUGCGUGCUGUGAUUAUGUAGUUAGCGAUGAAUGAAACAGUAGUUGAAUUACGACUUGAGUCCACAUCACGCGCUGAUCAGCUGUCGCCGGAUAUAUGAUGGCGAAGGAGCUGAGACGCUUUUGGAAGCUGUUUGGGUCACUGAGCCGUAUUAGCACUUUUUCGCUUGUAUUCAUGUUUGUGCAUUGUCAUACGUGUAAACAUCAAGUUCCAUCUCAAUCUGAGGUUGUCCAUAAAGUAUACCUAAAGUCUGAAAGAUUAACCAAAAGAAGCUCUGAUCAACAAUUGAAGAUAACAAUCAUUUAUGAUGCAAGUGUGGACAAGUUAACUUCAGAAAAAAGAAGACUUGUGAAGGAUAAGCUUUUUCCACAAGCAAUUGAUUAUCUACAGAAGGCAUUUCAGGUUCGCCAGCAAACAGGCCCUAUAUUACUUAGCAGACAAUGUGCGACCAAUCAGUACCUGAGAAAGAAAGAUGACCCUCACCGGUAUUGCCAGGGAGCAUGUGCAGAUAUCACGAAGUGUGGACCUGUCAUUGUUCCUCAGCAUCAUCUGCAGCAAUGCAAGGUAUGCGGGGAGACCGGGAUAUCGUGCGGCUCGACGGGACCCCCGGACGGGGAGGGGGUGGAGGGGGCCGACUUUGUCCUCUAUGUCAGUGGGGUGACAACAGGACGCUGUGGGCAGGAGAACAUUGUGGCCUUCGCCGCAUACUGUCAACUGGAGGCUGAGCUAGACAGGCCCAUUGCUGGGUAUGCCAACCUGUGCCCGAAUAUGAUAUCCACUCAAUCUCAAGAGUUCGAGGGCAUGCUGUCAACUGUUAAACAUGAAAUCAUACAUGCCCUGGGUUUUUCCGCGGGGCUGUUUGCAUUUUAUCAUGACGAUAAUGGCAAGCCAUUGACACCUCGAUUUGCAAGUGGACUCCCAGCGUUCAAUGAGAGUUUAGGAUUGUAUCAGUGGAGUGAUGCCGUGAUACAAAGAGUGACUCGAUUGUGGGACACCCAUGGUGGUGUGAUGGUUCGGCAUGAAGUGCAUCUUGUAGUGACACCCCGUGUUGUGGAGGAGGCCAGGAGACACUUUGGCUGUCCCAUCCUGGAAGGUAUGGAGCUGGAGAACCAGGGAGGGAUAGGCACUGAGCUCAACCACUGGGAGAAGAGGCUGCUAGAGAACGAAGCAAUGACUGGAUCUCACACCCACAACCGAGUGUUUUCUCGGAUCACUUUGGCCAUCAUGGAAGAUACUGGUUGGUACAGAGCCAACUAUAGCAUGGCAGAGAGGCUGGACUGGGGCAAGGGCCUCGGCUGUGACUUUGUGAUGAAAAGCUGUAAAUUCUGGAUUGAGAAGCAACGCCAGAGUCGUAAAGUGUUGACCCCUUACUGUGACACAGUGCGCACCACGCCCCUCCAGCUCACCUGCAGGCAGGACCAACUGGCUGUGGCGGUCUGCAACCUGCAGAAAUACCCUCAGGACCUCCCCCUAGACUACCAGUACUUUGACCAUAUCCCUGGUGUGUCUGUGAGGGACCUGGCUGCUUACGGUGGAGCUGUGGAGAUCGCUGACUACUGUCCCUUCAGCCAGGAGUUCAGCUGGCAUCUGAGUGGCGAGCACCAACGCAACUCCUACUGCAGGGUCCCGGAAAACCAGCCCGAUGUGUGGAGGAACUACGGAGCUGAGCAGUAUGGGCCCGACUCGGUGUGUUUGUACCAGAACUCAGCAUUUGUUAUGGAGCAGUGUACCAGGCGCAUGACCUACCCUGACUGGGGAAGUGGCUGCUAUAAGGUGUCUUGCUCUAACCAGGGUUUGUCAGUAUGGGUGCAUGGCACUGCCUUUCACUGUGUACGUACAGGUCAGCUGCUGAGUGUCAGUGUGCGUGUUAAUGACUGGGUCUACAAUGGCGUUCUCGUUUGUCCUGCCUGCCCAGACUUCUGUAGUGUCUGCCCACUACCUCAUGAGUUCCCGCCCUUUGAUACUACCAGGAGACUUCCUAUUGACCCAUGCUCCUGCUCCUCCAGUUUAGUGGUGACUCUGUGGCUUUUACUGUUCAACCUCAUUCCUCUGCUAGCUGGAUGUAUCCUGUGUGUUUUGAACUGACAGACAGACUGUAACGUUCUCUGCCUGACUGCAUCCUAAAUGACACCGUAUUCACCAAAUAGUGCUCUACUUUUUAGCACAGGCCAAAAGUACUGCUGUAUAUAUGUAGAGAAUAGGGUGCAAUCUGGAAGUCUGUUUAACAGUCAACCAUACUUUGCCAUCCCACAACCUCAGGCGUCAUAUUCCAGGGUUACACAGUCCAGUUGGAAAGAAUUGUAUCCUUGGAUAAAACAUAAAGGAAAAGUCAGGAAUGUCGUACAGUGAUCAGUCACAUGAACCCUGUUGAAAUCAGGGAAACGUGAUACUUUUGAACAAAUGUGUUGUUUCUUAAUUCCAAAUAUACUGAAAAAUGUGUAUGUUGUAAAUGUAAUUAUCUGAAAGAAGGAUAUCAACCACAAUACCUUAUUUGUUGCUGCAUUUCUACGACCAUGAAUAUUCAUUAAAACAUAGUACAUAUAAUUAGUGAAAACAAUACUAACAUCCUAGAAAAGUAUUUGCUUAAGAAAGGCAAUGGAAAUUGGUGGGAACUGUGCUACAACUGGGAUUGAAGACUGAUUGAAAUGCCUAGUACCGUCAGUCCCCUCACGACGCCCUAGAACAAAGGCUUUAGAAAAUGGUGAACAUUAAUUUGGUCAGCUAGAAUGGUGACUAUUGAUUGCACUUUUAUUUUGUUUAUCAAAUAUUAGAACACGAUUCUAGUUAAGAAAAGCAAAAACUUUAGAGUUGCAGUAGGGUCUUGGUGCUACUUUAUAAAUGACCCCCUAUUCUAAGACCAGUCAAAAGGGGAGAGUAGCAUGGAUAUUUUAAAUUUUCUAAGAUUGUUGUUCAAAGGUGUUGAACCUUAAACCUCAUGGAUCUAUUUUCAUUCACUCCUUCACUCACCCCUUUACAUUUUGUGAUAUGCUGUCCAGUGAUUCAAUGCCACUGAAUGUAACAAUGCAGUAUUGUAAUUUAGGACGAUACUUAUUCUUUUUGUUCAUUUGUGGCACACUGAAAGUCUUUCACUUUUGAUGAAUAUGUGAUUAUUUGUCUGUUAUUUUAUACAGUUGUUUUCCUAGCUGCAUGCAUGAAGAGGCAAAGAUAUAGGCUGAAAUAAACAUGACGCUUGAUUAUUUCAAUGUAUUAUAAAUGACAGUCAGGAUAGUAACACAAAUGCUUUAUGUAGGUUUUAAAGGAGAUGUACUUAAUUUUCUCCCACCUUGUGGAAGUUAGCUGAGUUAUAGCAGCAGCUUUGAUUCAACUCUACCGUUGUAGCACACUCGCUCUACCUUCUGUUUUGGUCAGCCAGCUUACAAAAGCUGUAAAAAAUAUAUUUAAAAAAUAUAAAAAAGUAGUUAAAAUAUAGAUGCAUAUAGACUAUUCAGUGCUUGUUGUCUAACUUGAACAGAAACUGCGUGAGCUCUGGGGAAUUUUCGCAAACUAUCCAGGAAAUGACAGAGGGAUAGAAUUGACUAUGUAACAUGACUAUUUUAUUUGAAUAUAUAUUUAUUAUUUUAAAAAGUGUGAUUUUGAAGUGUGAUGCCUUUAAAUACCCUAUUACAAGCCAGAGAGUUAGAAAUUCACCGUCAUACAAAAUUGGGAAUAGUGAAAAGCCAUCAUGUUCCUCUGUUGAAUUUAAUAGUUACAGGGCGUUAUUUCUUAGUAACUUCAUUUGGGAAGAUUUAUUAAUGAAAUUUUAUAGUACUCAUGUUCAGUGUAAUUUGAUUAAAAGCAGCAGUUACUAUAUAGUGUGAUAUGUUUAAUGUCCCAUUGUCUCUGAUGUAAGCCCACUGUAUUUUGGAUUGUUGACUUAUUUCACUCAAGUGACUGUUAUUUUGUACAUAAUUCUUGUUUUAUUUAUUAUUUAGUAUUACCAUCAUUUAAAGCUUCUCUGGAUAUUUCUCAAAAGCACUGGACAGCACAUUUCCUGAUUUGUAAAGUCAGGUAACUGCAGUUAAUUUGGCUCUUUAGCCUGACUCUUCUAAGUUUAAUGGUGCAUGAUAUGGCUUUUUAUAAAUAUCACUGAAGAUUACGAGAUGGCAGAACUUUAACAUUACCUAUAAUCAAACAGUACUCCCUACAUACAGGAGUAUGUAAAGACCUAAUUGCACUACUGUUAAAGUGCCACUGACCUACCAUUUUCUUUGUCUUGUCCUGUUUAGUGUGUGAAUAGUAGCAUAGCAUUAUGGUUUUAAUGCUACUGCUGUUUCUCAAGAAUUAAACAGUGAAUGCAAUAACUACACUAUGAUAAAGAAAUGAGCAGCUAACCAUAAUUAUUUUGUGUUCACUUGUAUGCACACUAGUUUAAAAGAUACUAAUGAAUUUGCUAUGUUGUAGAUCUUUAGAAUUUUUUUCACAUUCAUUAUCGAUGUUGUAUUUCUAAGGGGAUAAAUUAUUUUAUUCACUUUUGUUGUUUGUACCCAUGCAAUUGCCUGCAGUAGAAUGUAUUAUUUUUUUCUUUUUGCAGUUCAUUGCAUUCUGGAGCAGUGCAUUUAUUUAAAUAUUUUCAAUGUUGUACAAAAGUCGUGUGUGUGUGCGUGUGUGUGUUGGUUUUUCCCAAUAAGGAGCAACAUGACCUUUGUGUGAUAUAAUAAAAAAAAUAAUAAUACACCACAUACCUGAAAUCUUUGCUUAAUGUACAGAGACCAAAGUUAUUUCUAUGCAGAAAUCUAGGGUUUUCUAUUGUACAUAAAUUAGAAGAUGGCGUAAAUUCACAGAUUCCUGUUAACUCAUCAAAUUACUUUGUAUUGCUAUUGUUUCUUAUUUCACAGUAAAAGGGCUGCUUUGUCAAUUGCUUUCAGACGACAAUUCAAACAAUCAAAAUAAAUUACUGAAACGUGAA
Molecule: messenger RNA, 5072 nt
Organism: Esox lucius (northern pike)
Lineage: Eukaryota; Metazoa; Chordata; Actinopteri; Esociformes; Esocidae
Gene: lmln
Product: leishmanolysin-like (metallopeptidase M8 family)
Exons: 17
Coding region: 263-2251 (662 amino acids)
Biological process (GO): cell adhesion; proteolysis
Cellular component (GO): membrane; cytoplasm
Molecular function (GO): metalloendopeptidase activity
Source: RefSeq, a predicted model, not a curated record